Messenger RNA from Propithecus coquereli (Coquerel's sifaka), 5530 nucleotides. RefSeq names its product ubiquitin specific peptidase 36 (gene USP36). Lineage: Eukaryota; Metazoa; Chordata; Mammalia; Primates; Indriidae. Gene Ontology annotation, biological process: regulation of apoptotic process; protein deubiquitination. The record is from RefSeq and is a predicted model, not a curated record. The coding region runs from base 5 to 3370 and encodes 1121 amino acids. Gene Ontology annotation, molecular function: cysteine-type endopeptidase activity; cysteine-type deubiquitinase activity. Gene Ontology annotation, cellular component: cytosol; nucleus. The transcript has 19 exons.
CACCAUGCCGAUAGUGGAUAAAUUGAAGGAAGCCCUGAAGCCUGGCCGCAAGGACUCGGCCGAUGAUGGGGAACUGGGGAAGCUUCUGGCCUCCUCUGCCAAGAAAGUUCUUCUGCAGAAGAUCGAGUUUGAACCGGCCAGCAAGAGUUUCUCCUACCAGCUGGAGUCCUUAAAGAGCAAAUACGUGUUGCUGAACCCUAAAACAGAGGGAGCCAGUUGCCACAAGAGUGGAGAUGAACCACAGACCAGAAGACAGGGCAGCGAGUAUGCAUACGAGGGCUGUGGUGACGGAGUCCCAGCCCCACAGAAAGUACUCUUCCCCGUGGAGCGCCUGUGUUUGCGGUGGGAGCGGGUCUUCCGCGUUGGUGCGGGACUCCACAACCUUGGCAACACCUGCUUCCUGAACUCUACCAUCCAGUGCUUGACCUACACACCGCCGCUGGCCAACUACCUGCUCUCCAGGGAGCACGCUCGCAGCUGUCACCAGGGGAGCUUCUGCAUGCUGUGUGUCAUGCAGAACCACAUUGUCCAGGCCUUCGCCAACAGCGGCAACGCUAUCAAGCCCGUCUCCUUCAUCCGAGACCUGAAAAAGAUUGCGCGGCAUUUCCGCUUUGGGAACCAAGAGGACGCGCACGAGUUUCUGCGGUACACCAUCGACGCCAUGCAGAAGGCCUGCCUGAACGGCUAUGCCAAGUUGGAUCGUCAAACACAGGCCACUACCCUGGUCCAUCAGAUUUUUGGAGGCUAUCUCAGAUCACGUGUGAAGUGCUCUGUGUGCAAGAGCGUCUCGGACACCUACGACCCCUACUUGGACAUCGCGCUGGAGAUCCGGCAAGCUGCAAACAUUGUGCGUGCUCUGGAACUUUUUGUGAAACCAGAUGCCCUGAGUGGAGAGAACGCCUACAUGUGCGCCAAAUGCAAGAAGAAGGUUCCAGCCAGCAAGCGCUUCACCAUCCACAGGACAUCCAACGUCCUAACCCUCUCCCUCAAGCGCUUCGCCAACUUCAGUGGGGGGAAGAUUACCAAGGAUGUGGGCUAUCCAGAAUUCCUGAACAUCCGUCCAUACAUGUCCCAGAAUAGUGGUGAGCCUGUCACGUAUGGGCUCUACGCCGUCCUGGUCCACUCGGGCUACAGCUGCCACGCCGGGCACUAUUACUGCUACGUGAAGGCAAGCAACGGACAGUGGUACCAGAUGAAUGAUUCCUUGGUCCAUUCCAGCAACGUCAAGGUGGUUCUGAACCAGCAGGCCUAUGUGCUGUUCUACCUGCGAAUUCCAGGGUCUAAGAAAAGUCCCGAGGGCCCCAUCUCCAGAACGGUCCACUCCCUUCCCAGACGCCCCAGCAUGGUUCCAGAUCACACCAAGAAGAAUGUUGGCAACGGGAUUGUUUCCUCCCCGCUGACGGGAAAGCGACAAGACUUGGUGACGACGAAGAAGCUCCACACCACCGAGGAGAUUGGUGUUCCCAUUUCUAGGAAUGGCUCUGAUCCAGGCCUGAAGUCACAGAACGGAUAUGUUCUUCCAAAGCCACCUGUGGGGUCCCCUUCCCCCAAACUGUCCCAAACCCCCACACACGCGCCGACCAUCCUGGAUGAGCCCGGAAAGAAGGUGAAGAAGUCGGCGCCCCUACAGCACUUUUCCCCACCUCUCAAAACUUCUCAGGGGCCACCUGGUACCAGCACGUUGAGUAGCAGCAAAUGUGGGAGCCGCAGGCAGGGCUCCUGGGACGGCAGGGACGCCGCCCACUCUACCUCACCUAAGCUCCUGGCCAGAGCCACUGCCAACGGGCACGGGCCGAAGGGGAGCAACGGGGGCUCCGACCCCGAGAGGGGGCAUUCCAGCAGCUCCAGCCCGGAACACUCAGCCAGCAGUGACUCUGCCAAGGGCCCCCGGACCCCCAAGAGUGGAGCUGCCCCUUUCUGUGAUUCUCAGGAAACAAACGGUUCUGCCACUGGUCACUCCAAAGCCCCACCAAAUGGAGCAGAUCCCAAGGUGGUGAAGCCCAAGUCCCCUGCCCUGAGCAACUCGGCCCCCGAGCCUGCGAGCAUCAUGUCUCCCCCACCAGCCAAGAAGCUGGCUCUUUCUGCCAAGAAGGCCAGCACCCUGCGGAGGGCGACCGGCAGUGACCUCCGUCCACCUCCCCCCUCACCAUCCUCCGACCUCACCCACCCCAUGAAAACCUCUCACCCCGCCGUUGCCGCCGCGUGGCCUGUCCCUGAAGCCAGGGCUGUGCCACCUGCUCCCCGACCACCCAGCCGUCCGCAGCCUCCCAUCAGCCCCAACUCUGCGUCACUGUCCAGUCACCCCCAGCCCCUAGGGACAUCAGAGCCACGGAGCCGCCCCUCCGCCUCAACGGCCAUGCCUCAGGUCAACAGGGACUCCACGUCCCUUCCACACCAGCUGCCAGAGGCCAGCGAGUCCCCCCGGAGCCCCUCCGAGAAGAAGAAAAAGAGCUACGUGGGACAGCUCCAGGGGCCAGGCUCAGAGACAUGCCUCCCACAGCACCUCGAGGGGGCUGCUGCCGCUCCCGCUCCGCACGAGAAGAAGAAAAAGAAGAAGAGGAAGCGCCCGGGGGACGUGGCCACAGCCGUCCCGCAGGAGGGGCAGACGCAGGGACGGCCUUGGAGCCCUGAGUGCAGGAAGAAGGGCCAGACAGAGCUGCCUGCUGACGGACCAGAGGACAGGGGCACGUGGCCACAGGUGAACGGCCAGCAGAUGGGACGUGUCGUAGGUGGACACCACGUGAGCAACAGGAAGAGGAGGAGGAAGGGAGUGGAGGGACUUGGUGAAGAAGAUGGCCUCCACCAAGACCCACCUUGGCACAGCUGCUCUCCCACGGACAGCGGCGAGCCUGAGCCCAUGGCAGAGUCUCCAAGGAAAAAGAAAAGGAAAAGAAGGAAGCCAGAGUCACAGCAGGAAGCAGAAGAGAACAAGCCUCCAGAAGGCCAGAGGAGCACUGGGCCCCGUGACGCCGCAGCCCCGGAGCCGUCUGGGAGCCGCCAGCAUCCUGGGGGCCGCGUGGGGCUGGUACAGGCUCCUCUUGUUUCCUGGAACAGAGAGCGGGAAUCCGACGUGGUCCAGGAAUUGCUCAAAUAUUCAUCCGACAGAGCCUACGGGAGAAAAGUUUUGACCUGGGAUGGCGAGAUGUCGGCGGUCAGUCGGGAUGCCAUGGAAGACAGCAGACUGGCCCGGGCCGAGACUGUGGUCGAUGCCUGGGAUGAAGAGUUUGACCGGGGGAAGGAAAAGAAAAUUAAAAAAUUCAAGAGAGAGAAGAAGAGGAACUUCAACGCCUUCCAGAAGCUUCAGAGUAGACGGAACUUUUGGGCUGUGACGCACCCAGCCAAGGCUGCCAGCCUCAGCUACCGCCGCUGAAUGUGCUGCUGCUGAAAUAGCCUCCCGGAGACAAGGCAUCACUUCCUGGAUCUGCAGGCGCUGUCUGUGGGGACUCUGCUGUCCUGUCACCUCCAGGCCGCUGCACUGUGAACCUGCCGUGGGGGGCUCUCCUGGCACCACUGUCUGCAGAUGACCCGACGCAGAGGCUUUGGGCUUCUGUAGGCCAGGACCUCUUUGGUGACAUUCAUGACAAACUCUGCAAGAGAAACCACAGCGCGUGUGUUAAGCAAAGAUGGCAGCGCACCUGCGGGGCAUCUGGGACAGGCCAAACCUCCUCGUAUUCAUGGACGGUGGCGUCUGUACCAGCAAGUGUCUGCCCCGGUCUGGGGCUGUCAGAGAGGGCAAGGGACGGUGUUCACACCUCCCAGGUGUCUUCCCGGCUCUCAGGGUGACGGACGUGCGGUGGGCUGCUGCUCUUGGCGAGCCGUCCCUUGCUUCUCCCGGCUGGUGCUGCCGUCCGAGCAUGGCCCUGCCCGUGCCCGCGGGGCCUCUGCCUGUGGGCCUUAUCUGUCUGUCCUCAGAAAGGAAGAGCCCCAAGGCCACCCCCACGUGGCCACCUCUCCCUUUUAUGGAAUUGGGGGGUGGCCCUGCAGCACGCCUUCUUGGUACGUGGCUGGAGACCGGAGAGCAGGGCCUGUGGCGCGUCACCUGCAGACACAGCUGCGUCUGAGGCCGCUCUUCCUUCUGGGGCGUCUUUGCUGGAGCGUCCCUGGCAGCUGCAGUUACCACAGGUUUCACUGAGGUGGUGUUCUGGGGUAGAAUUGUCCGUUUAUUUUGCUACUUAAUAGUGUAAAACAUUUAUUUCUGGCCAGGCCUGUGGCUUCCAUUCGCAAUAUGUUUCCUUUCCCUAAUACGCAAAUGCUGGCUUUGCUCAAUUUUGUGAGUGCUUUUGAAUUUAGAUGAAUGUAUAACUUGAAGAUUAUUUUUUAUCUUGCUCAAGCUGUGCCUGCAAACUUUUAAUUUAAUAAAUAUGGGAAGUCCUCAGUGAAGGUGAUAAUUUUCAAGAAGAAAGACAAGUGGCCUAGUAGUAGCAGAAGGUACAGGAGCCAGUCUGAACUUGCUCCACAGGGCGCACGUCCUCAGUCUUGUCCCCCGGGAGCCGUCACAGGUGGAGGGGGACUCAGGUAGCACUUGGGCCCACCUGUGGAGUGGCCGUUCUUAGCUGGACACUUUCUGACUUUCUGGCCUCUUCCGUGGCACCUCUCCAGUUGGAACUGUUUUUGUUCAGCCCCCUGCUCGGGGCCUGGGUUCACGCAGGGCUAGAGAAAGAAGAGCUGCUUUCUUUAUAUGAGGAGAUACAUUCAUUUUUUUAUGUGGGUGGGUCUUCUUGCUUUUUCCUUCCUGUUUUUAUAUUUCUCUUUUUAUAAAAGCUGGGAGAGCGAGAUGAUACCUGUGUCUGAUCUGGGCGGCUGCCUCUGGUCCCGGCAGUGGGUGACCGAGGGUGCCGUGGGCCUCCCCGGAGGGCUGACCUGAGUGUUUGCUGGAGAAGGCUUCGGUUCUGUGGCUCGUACACUACCAUCUUGGGGCACACAGCCGCCUUUGGGGCAGGCCUUGCCUUUCCCCUUGAGGUGUUGACAUUCAUUCCUGUGGGAACUCUUGGCCCUGCCAUGUUUUUUCCUGUGAUGUUCUGUAGUUGAAAACUUUAGUUGUCUGCUAGACCCGAUUUUGUCUCGUUUCUGUCUCCCUCCUCUCCUCCGAAUCAUCCUCUUCUUUCUCCACUAGAUAAUUACAGAACCUUUUCCUGAGGACAGUGUGUCCGUUAUCUCUCGGGCAGUGGUGAGUGCUGGCCUGACCUUCGACAGCAUUUAUCACUGUCACUGUUGAGUCCUUUCCUUCCACAGAAAGCCAUCGGCCAAACACGGAAGGGAAAGGACAAGGCCCAGAAAAUUAGUCCGCGCUCUAGGUGACAUGUAUAUAUAUAUAUAAAUAUGAAUAACUAAAGCGUUUAUACUAGCAGUCACCUGGUGACUUAGGAUCUGGGUCUGAUUAACUUUGUGCUCGGGGGCAGCUGGAGGGGAGCGGGGUCCCUUGUGCGAUGGCCGCCUCCCGGGGCUCGUGUCCCCUCACCUGGACCAUGUCGCCGGCAUGUGUGCACAGGUCUGUCCCUGGGUACUGCGCCUCCUCUCCAGGGCCUGGGAG